UUUCUUCUUUUUCAAAUCCACCCUGCAGGAAUGCCCUCUUCACGGGAUUUUAGAUCCUGUCCUCUGAGCAGCGCUUCAGGAAUCGCAUGCCAUGUGCUGAGCAGACAACCUCGCAGGGCACAGCACUGCGCCGGAGAGCUCAUUCAUCUUGCUUUAGAUGUGACACAGGAACUCAAUCUGCCCUCACUGUACAUUGCUGACUUUUAUGGGACUGCUCUAAUGUAACACAAGGGCAGAUGCAACCUACAAGAAUUUAAGAUAUUUCAAACCAGAACUAACCAAAAGCACUUACAUACACUUUAAAUAAGUUGCUACUGAAAUCCAAAGAUUUGGAGAAUGAAGCUUGGUUCUCACUAAGGCUUUUACAUUUCCGAAGGGAUGCAAAACAAGAGGAAAUAAAAACACUGAAAUACAGAAAAGAAAAUCCACUGAUAAUAAAUUGCUAGGAAACAGGACAUCAUCUCUCAAAUAUGGAGUUUUAAAGUGUUCAAAAAACAAAGUUAAGCCACAUGACUUAAGAAACUGAAAAAAUACUUUCUCUACAUAGAUACCAGUGCCAACGCUUUGAACUGCACAGUGCUGCACCCAUCCCCGGCUUCCAGGGCACCCGCAGGACUGACGGAUACCGUGGGCACACCAUUCCCAACGGGGGCAGGCAGCACACCAAAAAUACAUCCUUCAAGGACAUUCCAGGGCCCCAAGGGUGUUGUUACAGCCUGUAUAAGACAUCUUUGAGCAAGUUGCUUAAAGAAAUAUGUAGGUCAAUGCUCAUAUGUUGAACAGUCACAACUAAAAAAAACCAAAAAAGGAUCCUAAUUGAGCUAAAUGAUCCCAACACAGCCUACUUGAGACUCCACUGCAGACGAAGUUCAGCAUAACGCCCAUGCAGAAUUAUACUUUCUGCGGCUUGCACCUCUCCACCCUCUUGCUGCCGUUACUGCUGGCCUUCGCCAACAACAGCGCAUCGCUCUGUUCAGCCAUCGGGCCUCCAACUCCACGUCGGGCCUGCCGCUGCUCCUCUUCCUCAACUACGCUCCUCUUCCCAACUCCGGAUGCUCUGCUGGAGGUAUAAAGAAAUCCUGCUGGUUCCACUGGGGAAACAGUAUCAUCCCUGCACUGAACGUUCGCUGCAGCACAAAUCCUACCCUUCUUCUGGCUGGUUCUCCCUGUUUCUUUGACAGGGAAACCAUCAUCCAGUCAGGAGGAACAAGCACUUGAGGCGAAGCACUUGCAGACCAGUCUGACACAGAGAAAGCAGAGCUGGGGCAUACCCAGUGUUCAGAACAGCAGCAGCUGUGCUAUUAAAUAUCUAAAUCACUGUCCUAAGCCAUGCUGAAAGGGAGUCCUCAGAAAAUGAGUGCACUCAGAGUUUACAAGUAUUUCAAAAAUAAGGGGCCUUGAAAAACAGAUAAAUAUAACAGCAGCUAUAAUAUAAUAAAUAUAUAAGCAGAUAAUAAAAUAACUCCAGUUAAUGAUCUUGCUUGUAAUCAGACCAGUAAAGCAAAUCAAAACCAUAAAACCUGGGUUAAAAAACACACAUACACACGACUUAGGCAAUGGAACAAAGAUAAUUCUGCAAUUAUUGAUCUGAACAAUAGCUAGCUGACACCGUGCUGUCUCUUUAAGGAGCACACAGCUGCUCAGUACUACAAAUUUUAUGCUUAUAAGGAUACUGCCUUUUCCUUAUUUCAUCCUUAUAGCCCUCACUUCUUCUCCCUUCCCCUUUUGUGCAGUGACCUCUGAACUGCCUGGUCAGAUCAUACGCUUUGUGGGCAGGGACGUGUCAUACAUACGCGACUGCAAUGCACGCAGGGUACCUAUGCUUCUGUAAUCAUACCCGUGUGACUAUAUAGCUUUGCUUUUAACAAGCACCAUCAAGCAAACCGAAGCUAAACAAAGCUCAGUAGCUGGAAUGACUGUGUAAUUUAAACACAGUAGUUACAUGUGGAUAGCUAAAGAGAUCGCUAUAGUCUAAAAGACUUCCGCUAUCUCAUGAGUGCAAUUCUUUUGUAACCCAAACGUACUGCGUUCUUAACCAAACUCUGCAUCAACUAUGAGGUGAGCUAACAUCUAAAGCUCCUAAGCUACUGGGAGAGGUGAUUACUGUUAGAGUGCGCUGCAUCCCCUACCACGAUUGCUCAGGAGGUGGUCAGAGGUAUGAUGAUACAGCAGGCAACAGAACUGAUAGGCAAAGCGCGUGGGAGGGUUGAAGCAGCUGCUUCUCCCAGAUACCAGGCUCAAAUCUGACAGGCUCUGAGCAUCCAGAUUCCACUCAGUUAAAUGUUUAAGGACAUCCUUAAUACACAGGAAACGAGUUCAAAACCACUUCACAUUUACAGUAACUAUAGCCUUACGCAUUUGUUGCGUGAAGCAAGAAUGCUCCGCACGCCUGGCUUUCCCCUCUUCCCUUUUCAGAUGUUUCCAGCAGUUCUGUGCAGCUGAAGCGGUGACACACGGUGACACACUGUCACUUUAAGAUGAGUUUGGAGGGUGGCCAACAAGGAAGGACAGACACAUCCGGUUCAGAGGUAGCGCUGGCCAGAUCGGCGCCGGGAAGUACCUGUAGCGGCUGCGCUGGGCUCCAGCUCUCUGCACCGAUGGUCCUCGUCUCCUGUCUCCGGAGAUGCGUUCAGCUCGUCAUCUUGCCCGUAUAUAUCCUUGCCUACAUGGGUUUAUGGGACUCCUUCUAUAAGAAAGUUUUUCCACGUAUCAUGGCCAAGCUUGCACCAAUGUACAACCGUAAGGUCUACAAGGAGAAACAAGAGCUGUUCAGCAACUUAAGAAAAUUUGCCGGCCCUUUGGGCCAGCUCAGGUUGUUGGAAAUUGGCACAGGCACUGGCACCAACUUCCAGUUCUACCCACCAGGCUGUCGGCUUACAUGCACCGAUCCUAAUCCCAAUUUCAGAGAGUUCCUCCUCAAGAGCCUCUCGGAGAACCCGCACCUCCAGCUUGAACAUUCAGUGGUUGCUUCUGGGGAGAAUCUGCAUCAAAUAUCGGAUGGCACCAUGGACGUAGUGGUGUGCACCUUAGUGCUGUGCUCUGUAACCAAUGUCAGCAAAGUCCUGAAAGAAGUUUUGCGAGUGCUCAGGCUGGGUGGAGCAUUUUACUUUUUGGAGCACGUGGCUGCGGAUCACUCCAGCUGGACCUACUUUUGGCAGAAGGUCUGUGACCCGGUCUGCAAGUGUUUUGGAGAUGGGUGUUCCCCAAGCAGAGAGACACAGAAGGAGCUGGAGAAAACCAACUUCUCAGAACUGAACUUGAGGCGCAUAUAUGUCCCACCACGCUGGAUUCCUACCAGUCCUCAUAUCAUUGGAUAUGCAGUAAAAUAAAUGACCACGAGCACUGCAGGACACAGAACGUCCCUUCAGCAGCUCCUUUCACACUUUUUAUAGAGUAUUUUUCACUCGCCCUUAUUGGGCUGUUUAUUCAGGGAAGUGCCCAUUAGAGCACCAGUUCACUACGCAGAGCUUUCACUGGCCAUUAGAUGCUAAUGCUGUCAGCCUAGAUUUAACUUACAACCUACAAAGCAAAAACCAGAACUUCUCCUUACCCUGGGAGAAAGCUGGCAUUCGUUGAAUCAGGUGGCAGAAAUCUCAUCUCAGCUGUGAAAUGGUCACUGCUAAGCCAUGCUCUUACAGCCCUUUUGUCAUGCUCUGCUAAGAAGUUAAACCUUUGCUUAAACUCUUCAUAAUCUACUCUCCCUUCAGUCCAGAUUACACCUUUAAGGUACCAAGUCUUUUUUAAAAGCCCCAUGUUUCAUUAGGAAUGUUUUCCAGUUAAAUUCCCCUAGGACGUCAGGAGAAGGUGCUACUAUCUUGGCCACUGUUUAACCUUCUUUUUGAUUUCCCACAGUAAAGCAUCUAAGAAUUAAAACCUUGUGCAAAUGAUUUUUAAGAAAAGAAUGCACUUAACGCCUCUGUUUUGUGCUCCACGCACAUCCAACUGGUCUACACAGAAAGUACAUCUGAAGAGAUUCCCACUGUUUAGAUUUGUUUCUCUAAUGUAGUUACCACACGGCAAGGUAUGACAGCAGAGUUUGGUAAUAAAGCAGUCUAACAACGCU
Dromaius novaehollandiae (emu) is the source of this 4063-nucleotide messenger RNA. Its product is annotated as thiol S-methyltransferase TMT1A-like. Lineage: Eukaryota; Metazoa; Chordata; Aves; Casuariiformes; Dromaiidae. Gene Ontology annotation, molecular function: S-adenosylmethionine-dependent methyltransferase activity. Bases 2478 to 3329 code for a protein of 283 amino acids. The transcript is spliced from 2 exons. The record is from RefSeq and is a predicted model, not a curated record.